This is a messenger RNA of Cladophialophora immunda, 1153 nucleotides long. RefSeq lists its product as uncharacterized. The record is from RefSeq and is a predicted model, not a curated record. The coding region runs from base 86 to 1153 and encodes 355 amino acids. Lineage: Eukaryota; Fungi; Ascomycota; Eurotiomycetes; Chaetothyriales; Herpotrichiellaceae. The transcript has a single exon.
GGCCGCGCCAUGUUUAUAAAAUCGAGGUAAGUUAGAGCCAAACUCACGAGUCGCAGCACAGCAAGCAUCCAACCACUUGCCCAUUAUGGCCGCCGAAACCAGCGUUCUUCCCUUGCCCACCGUCGACCAUGCGUUCGUCAAGGUCGAGCCUCUUGUCUGCAGUCUCCCGGCUCCCGUUCGCUUCGAUCCUGCCAAACAUCUGUGCUUUGAGCCUCCAAAGAGCAUCAUUACUUUGAAGGAGCUGCUUCUGUCGGAAAAAGAUGCCAUCUCGCCUGUCGCCAUUACGGAGCCGUUCCCGCUGUUCACCCUCGAAGGGGUCAAGCAGAUGCGGGCGGACCUCUUCCGCAAGGAGGUUGUGAACAAGCAUGGCAACAGGACAAAGAAGAAUUGCUACAAGAUGAGGGGGUACUCGCAAGACACGCCGUUUGUCGAUGCCGCAUGGCGCAGCAAAGAAGUCAUCAAGGCUUGCUCCGAAGCCGCGGGGGUGGAUCUCGAUGUGGUCUUCGACUACGAAAUCGCCCAUAUCAAUGUCCAAGUAGACGCCCUGGAGGACGGCAUGCCGCUAGAUGCCGCGCUGCCUCCUGCAAUGCCUCCCAACCAGGCACCUUCAACUCCCCUUCCAGCCAUUGACCAAUCCGAGGAGCUUUCGUCAGUUGGCCGAUGGCACACAGACUCGUACCCUUGGGUCUGUGUGUGUAUGCUGUCUGACCCAUCCAAUAUGAUUGGGGGCGAAACUGGCCUCAGAAAAGGGGACGGUUCCAUUGCCAAGAUCAGAGGGCCGCAAGUUGGCUGGGCUGUGAUGAUGCAGGGAGGCUGUAUCGAGCACAUCGCGUUGAGAGCCAUCGGCACGGGCGAGCGUGUUACCAUGGUGACUUCGUUCCGCCCGCGGGACCCGAGUCUCAAGGACGUCAGCAAUCUCGGCAACGUCAAGAAAAGCAGUCGUCACGACCAACUUUUCAAGCAGUGGUCGACCUACCGUCUUGAUGUCCUCGAGAAGCGUGCCCGGCUACUGAGAGAACGCAUUGAGAAUGGCAACUUAUCUGGCGAGGAGAUUGCCCAAAUGGUCGCUCGAUGGAACGAAGAACAGAUUCCGUACAUGAACCACACUGCAGUUGAGAUGGUGGGCCCUGGAAAUGAAGGCUCGCAAGAAUGA